Molecule: messenger RNA, 8057 nt
Organism: Episyrphus balteatus (marmalade hoverfly)
Lineage: Eukaryota; Metazoa; Arthropoda; Insecta; Diptera; Syrphidae
Gene: Sec16
Exons: 14
Coding region: 771-7529 (2252 amino acids)
Biological process (GO): autophagy; Golgi organization; COPII vesicle coat assembly
Cellular component (GO): endoplasmic reticulum exit site; ER to Golgi transport vesicle membrane
Source: RefSeq, a predicted model, not a curated record
UUAUGUUUUUCCUAGGGUGAAAGUUAUCAAAAAAAAAAGAAAAACUUGUUUUUAUUUCAAAAAUUGUGUUGGAAACCUGUCGACUCGCCUUCUUCUUGUGUUCGAAAAAGAUAAAUCUAUUGUAGGCAAAUAUUGCUGUAGUGCGGGUAUAACAGUUACCUUAUUGUUUUUGUUGGUGUCAUACAAAAUAAAAAGUUCGCAACCAUCCGAUCAGACAGAGACAGCCAGUUUAAACCUGUCAACUUGGCACCAGUGUUUUUUUCACUUCACGAAACGAAAAUUUUUCUGUCGUUUUAUUGUUCCUUGUGGGGAUUAAUUUUGAGGAAAAAAACUGACAAAAUUUUCUGUUUUAAUUGAGUAUAUUAUAUUUUUGGCUAUAUAUUCUAAACAGCUAAUUGUGAUUUGUGUUUGUGAGCCAAUAAAUUGAGAAAAUCGUAUUCAAAAUUUGAUUUUUUCUCAACCCUACUUCGUCGAAAAGCAACCAAACGAAAACAUCCACGUAAACUCGUUGAACGUCAAUCCAAUCACCUCACCUCAGAGUAUUUUUUAUUUAAAUUCUCUUUGCGAUUAGCUUGCACAAUCAACGAAUAAAAAAUAAACUAAAUAUGAAAUCCAGUUUAUUGAAAAUGUUGUAAAAUGCUCGAUAGGUAAUUUUUGAAGUUAGUAGUGGGGGUAAAUUGAAACGAGUCCGAGUGCAUUUUUAAUUGAAAGUAAAAUUUGAGACUGGGAGAAGAAGGAAAUAUCGAUUAUUCAAUUAAUUAAGAACGGAAAUGUCGUGGGCCCCUAACCGCCAGCCGGCGAAUAUGGCCAAACCACCACCUUCAUCUUUGGUACCGCUCCAGCAUUUACAACCCCAGCAGGUGGGUGUAGUUGCUGUUGGUAGUUCUAGUGAUCAUGGUAGUACGGGAAAUUUUGGCUCUCAGGCGGUUUGGAAGCCAAACUUUAAUCAGCAACAACUCAUGCAACCAGUUCAGCAACCUCCACCAAACAAUUGGGCUACACAUCCAAUUGGCAAUGUCUUUCAACAAAAGCAAGAAAACAUUUUGGCUCCCAUGCCUCAACAAACUCAACAAACUCAACAACAAAACAAUAACUGGACCCCACAAGAUUUUCAUACGCCCUCAACUCAACGACAACAACAACCAGCUUUGCCUACAUCAGGAUAUUUUCUGAAUCAAGACAAUUUUAAUCAACCGCAACAACAGUACCCUGUGUUGCAACCGGCGUAUCCACCCCCACAGCAAUAUCAACAGCAAAAUGUUCAGCAAGCUGUUGAAUUACCACUUGCUACUCCAGUGGCACCUGCUGUUCCUGUAAGCUAUUCGCGUCAAAGCACACAGCAGAUGGAUAACGUGCAGGAAGCAUCCGAUUAUUUUGAUAACAAGUCUAGCAACACUAAUGAUGGCUGGGGUGAUUGGGAUUGGAAUGAUAAUAAUCUUCAACAGCAUCAGGUACAGCAACAACAAGUUCAGCAACAGCAGGUACAGCAACAACAGGUACAGCAACAGGAGGUGCAACAACAACAGUUACAACAACAUCAAGAACAGCAACAACAACUACAACAAUCGCUCCCAGUUGCAACUUCUAUAUCAGGAAACUUGCAAAACAACAAUACCAGCAUUGACGACAGUUUUCGCAUUGAAUCGAAUGAUAACUGGCAAUGGGGGCAAACUGUAGAAAAAACCCAACAAAAUAAUAACCUGGGCUCUGAUGACCACCACCAGAAUUCCCAAAAACCUCCACUACAAGGACAUGGCGAAAAUAAUGCACCUCAACCAUCAACGAAUAGUUCGGAGUCGAUUGCAUUAAUUCCUCCACCACAACCACAGGCCCCCAACCUACAGCCUGCGUUGGUCACACUUCCGCAGCAAAUAAUACAUGAUUCGGCAGUUCUUGUCAAACCAACUAAUCUUCCUCUAAACGAUGUAUCAAGCUUACCAGAGAACACACAGUCUAACAAUAACAUACCGAGUCCAGUUUAUGUUUCACAAGCUAAGCCCGUUCCAAAGCCCCCACGCCAAUUUGCCAGUCCUCCUGGUACAUUAAGCGAUACCGUGAAUUCUAUCGGGCCCACAACGCCACCACACGCAUUUCAAAAUCGACCAGAACAUCAGCCAGCUACUAUUUCAGCGGUUCAAAUACCAACUUCAAAUCCAACACUGCCUCCUCCGAUGAUAAGUAAUGCUUCAUCGUCUUCCACGGCAUCCAACAACCCUUUCAAAAGGGCUGGAUUACCACAACACCACCGAGCGGAUAUUGUUGCACCACCAGUCAAUGUACAAGCAUCCAAUUUAGUAGCUCCACCAGCUCCUUUUUAUGCCUCUCCUCCACCACCUCCUGAAGAUUUUGCAAAUCCUUCUGUGGAAAAUCACGAGGUAAUUGCUCCCGAUAACUCUGAAAUAUUGCAUGAAAAUCAAGAAAUAGCACCCAACAACGAUCGCAACGAAUAUCUUCAGACCAGUCAUUUAUCUGAAAUUGGUGGUGGGCAUGCUGAUGCUGCAUUUAAUAUUGAAACGCAAGAACAAUAUAAUGAAUCAGAUGACUUUCCUCCUCCAGGACUGUCGAGAUUAGUUUUAGGUCAGCCAGAAAAUGAAUCUCGCCAAGUUCCUGGAACAGAAGAUGACAGCAGUUUGAAUAUUGAGCGCCAAGCUGAUGGAGAAGAUACCGACCCAACACAAUUGAGAUCUAACUUUGCUUCGUCCUCCGAUAAUAACCAAAACAAUGCUUUGCCAAGUCAAAUUGACAUUACUGCGGAUCGAAAUUUGUAUUUAGUUCCAGGUGAAAGUGAUGCUCAUGAACAGCGAGUUGUUACUGGUCUAGAAAAUGGCUCUUCAACCACUGUUGCACUACUUCCCAUUCAAGUUGAGCAGAGGGAACUUGAAUUAGAUGGAGAAAAUAUUGAAGAUCAACACCAACCACAGCAGCCUCAGCAAACCUCGCAGCAUCAUCAUUCCCAUCAACAUCGACCUGCAAGUCCUGUGCAAAAUGUUCGCGAUGAAGCCCUUGAUGGAGCCAACAGCCUCGACCGUCAAGUACAAGGGAGCCAAAAUAAGAAUCAAGAAAUUGGAUCAAAUUUGACUCAGGAAACAAAUUUAAAAGAUCUUUCUAACAUCUCCACUGGAAAUGACGAAAGCGACCAACGCGAUCGUCAUUACAAUAAAACUCGGCGAGGAAUAGCUGAUACUGACAACAAAAAACGUCGUUCUGGUCACGAAGCAAAAGAAAAUCGAUACGAAAGCGAAGAAUCAGAGUUUUCUAGUGAUAGAGAACGACGCCGAUAUCGUGAGGGUAGCGUGCGCAGCGAACGGGAUAGGGAAAGGGAUAGCAAGGAGCGCAAAAGACGUGACAAACGUGAAAGGGAAGCUGGGGGCGAACGCGAUCGGGAACGUUAUAGAGGUGAUGAUCGUGAAAACAGAUAUCGAGAAAAAUUCUACCGUGAUCGUGAGGGUAAACAAAGUGGUCGAUAUGUUGGUGGUCGUUAUGAUGUUGAUUCAAAAUAUGAAACAGAAAGUUCAACUCGCCACGAACGCCGAAGAGGUGGAGACCGUGGAGAUAGAUCUGAUCGUGUUGAUCGUGAGGCGUACGAAGAGUACCGAAGAUAUCGCAAAUACGACCCUCGCGAAGAACGUGGCGGCCACGACAGACGUGGAGGACCUCGUGUAGAUGGAGAUAGACGUCGAACCGAUAGGGAAUACCGAGAAGAACGCGAUACGCGUCGCCACAAGGAAACGCGCGAAAAACCUCGCAUUGAAUACGAAGAAUAUCGUAAGGCAAGCAGUCGCAACGCAAGAGAAAGUGAUAUUGAAAAAGAUUCUCGUAUACGCGAAAAAGAUCCCCGCUAUGCUGGUCAUAGCAUGUAUGGUGGAUACUCUGGAUAUGGAUAUGAUCCGUAUGCAGCCUAUUAUUAUGAACAGAUGGUAAGGACAAAUCCACAGGCAUACUCCGAAUGGUACAAAAAGUACUAUGGACAAGCCCCAGCACCCGAAUCGAUAACUAACAACGGCAGAGAAUCGGUUCAUUCAGGGCGAAGCUCAGCAAAUAAUGAGAAAGAUCGGUAUACCGCUCAACACCAUCAAUACAUUCCACAUACUGGUGAUUAUCAACGACAUUUUAUGCCUCCUGGGUCUAUGGCCGCCAAUAUGUCGUCGGUUUCAAUGAACUCUACCAUGAAUGAGUCACAGCAGCAGCAAAAACUACAACAACAACAGCGAAACUACGGCUUAAGUGGUGGACCAUCAACUGGGAAUCUGUCGCAAAUUAAUCAACUAUCUGGACCGGAUUACUAUGCAUCAACAGCUCGAUCAUACUAUGCCCGAAGUGAAUAUACUGAAUCAAGGCCAGAUAAUUUGUCACAUAAUUUAGUUGAUGCUCCAAAUUCAUCAACCCAAGAAGAUCCUCAACGACUAACGCCACAUAAAUUUACGAUCGACCAUCCAAUUGUUUCACUGGGACCAGGUUUAAUGGUCACUGUAAAACCCAAUUACUCUCAAAGCGGAAUAACAAAUGUUGUGAAGAUUUUUAGAAUGGGUUGUAAUGAUGCAACUAAUAAACUGUUUCAAUCGUUCCCUGGUCCACUGAUCCGUGGUCUUACACACAAGAAGACUAUAAUAGAAUUUUGUGAGGACCAGAUUCGCCUCGGACCACAUUCGGCUAUUAAUCCUUCACGACAAAAUUCAACAAACAGCCUGUCUGUGGUAGGACAACCGAAUAAGCCAUCAUUCACUUUAAUGUGGAAUUUAUUGAUUCUUUUAUUGCGGCAAAAUGGCAUGGUUGUUGGAACUGAUAUAGCAGAGCUUCUUAUUAAAAAUCAACAACAGUUUCCAUAUGAGAGUGCACAAAAUUCUGUGGCUUCAAAUUCAAAUCUACGUGAAUCUCUGCAAUCAGAUGAACAGCGAAAAUCUAAAGAGAACACCCCGAGUGAGCCAAUACAGGAUGAAGAUGAAUCAUCAGCAGACGAAUCAGAUGAACAAACAUCAAAAACGUCUUCGCUUAGUGAAGAUGAAAUAACCGAAAAGUUCCGAAACUAUUUACUCUAUGGAAAUGUUAACGAAGCCUUAGAAUGGGCAACAGACAAAAACCUCUGGGGACAUGCAUUGUUCUUAGCGUCAAAAGUUGAUAGACGCUCACACGCAAACGUCAUGAUGAAAUUUGCAAACAAACUCUCGUUGAACGAUCCUCUUCAAACAUUGUAUCAACUGAUGAGUGGCCGUACACCAUCGAGUGUAACCAGUGUUCAGGAUGAGAAAUGGGGAGACUGGCGUCCACAUUUGUCAAUGAUUUUAUCCAACACUUCACAAAAACCAGAAUUGGAUAGGAAAGCAAUUACAACGCUCGGCGAUUCACUUUUCAAUCGUGGAGAUCUGUUUGCGGCUCAUUUUUGCUAUUUAAUGGCUCAAGUUGGCUUUAGCAAAUAUCCAGAGGAACGAAGUGAUACAAUUUCAUCACAGAAUUUGGUUAGACUAGUUCUUCUAGGAUCUUCACAUCAAAAAGAAUUCGAAGAAUUUGCGACAAACGAAUCAAUUAUGAUGACUGAGGUCUACGAAUAUGCAUGUUCUUUAAACGAUGACAAAUUUUCUCUUGUGGAGUUCCAGCCUUACAAAUUGUUGCUUGCUACUCGAAUGCUAGAUUAUGGAUACCAACUAAAGUGUUUAAUGUAUAUGGAACAAAUUUCUUUGCAUAUAAAACGAGAUCCAUCGAAAUAUGAGGCAUUGUUUAUCAAUCAGGUGUAUGAACUUGCUGAUCGUUUGAAGUACUACGAUCCAGUCCUUGAAAAGUCGAUGGAUGAAAUAAUGGCCGAUGGUGAAGAUCAUAAUAAUGAUGUGCCUUUUGAUGAACAACCUUGGCUACAAGAGCUUCGUUCAUUAGCCAUUGAACAUACGGUUCAACCUAAUUCCCAAGAUAUUAAUGAAGACUACCAGCAGACAUCGAAUGUAAUUGAUCAGCAAUUUGCAGAAAUUAAUCGUCAGUUUAACGAGCUUAAUUUGCAAUAUGAUAAUACGAAUACAUUGAUACAAGACCAGCAUCAGCAACUUCCAUCUCAAACAGAUCCAACGCAAGUGCAAUAUAUUCCUCAACCAGAUGGUAGCCAAAUUUCUCAAACAAAUGAGCAGAUAUAUCCACAAUUUUACAACCCAAUGGAUGGUCAAACAACACAUGAUGUUGCUUCGGAAGGAAUAACGAAUGUUAAUGGAUAUAUGCAACCGACACAGGAACCAUACCAACAACCAUCGAUACAAUCAAAUUACGACCGGGAAAACAAUCAAGCAUAUACAUCGUAUGGUCAAGACGAACAGCAACAAUAUUGGUCAAAUCAGGCUAAUAUACAAAACGAUGAGCUUGAGGACAAAAGUAACUCAAAAUCAACUUCACAAUCAGAUAACUCCGAUUCAAUGAGUAGUACAACUAAAACCAACUCAUUAUACAUAAACGGUCCUCAAAACACAUUAACCACAUCCAACCAUUUGAUUUCAAAAUCUCAAAACAAAUUAUUGGAAUCCCCGAAACAUUUAAUGGUGGAAUCAACGAAGUUGCAGCAAAAGCAAAAUUUGAAAAGCGUCAGCUUAGUACCAGUUGAAAGAAACUUUAAAAAACUGCAACAAAAUGACUCACCGACCAUACGUAAACAAAAUUCUCCAAAUACUCUUGGUUCGGGAACAAAACAAAAACCACUAAAACAACAGCAGCCUUAUAAUAUAAACACAGAUACCGCACGUCCAACAAUAUCGAUGCCAAAUUCACAAUCACAAAAAUCUGGAUCAUACGAUGAAGACUCCCAGCCAGGCGACUCCAAACAAAGUGAUGCAAAGAGGACAGGUAAUCAGGGAUCAUCUGCUGCAGGACCAAAGGCUGAUUCGAAAAAUUCUUCAAAAGGUGGACAUAGUUCUAGCCAAAAUUCUGGAUGGUUUGGUGGCAUAUGGAAUAAACUCUCUUUGAAACCUAAAAAUCAAAUGAUUUUGCCUGAUGACAAAAAUCCAGCUAUUGUGUGGGACCCAGAGAAAAAGAAAUGGGUAAACACAGAUGGCGAAGAACAAAAUGAAGAAAGCUUAAAACCGCCGCCAAAAAUGAGUGAUCUUGUGCCCAAAGUAAUGCAGAAUUUAUCAGUGUCACAAGUACAGCAGCAACACCAACAAGCGCUGCCACAUGAGGAAGCUUCACAGCAACUGAUUCAGACAAUGCCAACGCGAAGUCUAGAUCCUGUACAGACAUUUAAUGCGGCACCUGCAUUUGUUGCCCCAACACUUGGUGAACCAACGAAACCACCAAGCUUGCAAUCGAACAUGUUUAAGAUGCAAAGAAAUAGAACACUGAAAAACUCGUAUGUUGAUGUAUUUAAUCCAUCUGGUGCGCCACCGAAACCGACAGAACAAGUUCUAGCGCCAGCCCUACCGCCUGCUGCCGUUCCAUCUGGCGGUUUCUUUGUCCCAGGAGCUGCUCCUAAUGACGGUGGAUAUCAACAGCAGCAACAGCCUACACAAGAUGGAGCCCCUCAAUUCUAUAAUCCUAAUCAAUUCGGUGGUUAUCAACAAUAAAAUUAAAAAUUUUAAAGUUAUAUAAAUAUUAAUUUGGAUCGAAAACCAUUAAUAUUUUAUAAUAGGCUGUUAAACUUAUCUAUUGAAAAGAUUAUUUAAGACCUAAAAGAAUAAUAAAUUAUAAUAUAAUGUGAGUGUGCAAAUGGAUAAAAAGAAUUGUUUAAUAGUUUUUGAACAUGUCAAAUCAAAACGAAAAUUUAUUAUAUAUUAUUUAAACAAAAAAAAAUUACUUUAAAAAAUUUUACACCUGUAUAAAAAAAAUUCAAUUUUCUGUUGUGAUUUAUAUUCUACGUACUUGAUAUUUUGUUUAUGCAUGGAAUACAUAUUAUGGUUCUUAUUAUUAAUUCAAUAUACAAUUACAAACAAUAUAUAAUGUAGAUAGAAAGAAAUGGGGAUACACUUCAGUGAGUGGUAAAACAAAUCUUGUUCUGAUAAAUUUUUAGUUUAAUAUGUGGAUUGUCUAUUUUUUGUCUUAAUUUAAUGAUAGCAAAAUAAAAUAUUAAUAGACUUCAGUUGUUUAUAUUUCAA